AUUCGUAAACAAGUACUGACAGUCCGGUCCGCGAACCGAAAACAAACUAGCGUUACUUCACUUCACUGACUUGUGUUUGGAGGAUUUUAGCUCAACAGUAGGUCGCGUUCUUUUCAUUUCGCGCUUCAGUAAAGGUUGAACUAGGUACGAAAUAUGUUGCGCUUGUCCAUUCUUUUGGCUUUGGCCGUGGGUGCCUACUCCCACCUGUGCCUUAUCAACCCACACCAGCGUGGUUCUGCUGCGUCCAUCAAUAAACCAGGUGCUGAUGACUGCGGCUUGACAACCGGUCCAUGCGGUGGACGCCAUGGUGGUCAGCCAAUGGUGGCAGUGCCCUCUGGCGAGACUGUCAACAUCACUUUCCAGAAGAACCUCAACCAUUUCAAUGCUGAGAAGCCGGGUCACUUUGCUUUUGCCUUUGGCACAGAGCAGAAGCUGGAGGCCAUUGGUAUGACUCCUGAUACCAACACAAGCUCACCAUGGCUGUACGAAUUCCCCAUUGACGUGCCAAAGGUUGAGAAGCGUGAAACCGGUGUCCUUCAGGUUACAUAUGUCACCAGCAACCCCAAUGCGCCUGCUGUCUUCUACCAGUGCGCUGAUGUGGAGAUCAUUCCAUGAACAGUAGUACUGUAGUACUGUGAUUAGUUCCACUGUGAUUAUGGCUUUGCCGCUGCGCACAUCUAGCUGCUGGGCAACCUUUCACGGCUUGUGUUUUUCGUGAAAUUAGUAACAGGAAUUUACUCAUGAUUCACAUUGUGUCUCAGAAUUGGAGUGUUGUGCCAUUUUAUCUGCUUUCUGUUUCUUCUUCGUCUUCUUCUUAGAGUGUAGAAUUGAGUUAGCCACCAUUUCACCGUUGUUGGCGUGAGUUUCCUGGAAGCGCUUUCACAUGCAUGGAAAGGAUAACAAUGACGUCAGUGUAUUGUUGCUGGUGUAUGGCAAACAGGAAAAUGGUUGUGAUUGAAUGUGGA
This is a messenger RNA of Sycon ciliatum, 965 nucleotides long. RefSeq lists its product as uncharacterized. The transcript has 6 exons. The coding region runs from base 154 to 615 and encodes 153 amino acids. NCBI's taxonomy places the organism in Eukaryota, Metazoa, Porifera, Calcarea, Leucosolenida, Sycettidae. The record is from RefSeq and is a predicted model, not a curated record.